UCUGCCAUUCCUCUACAACCAUGAUCCUGCACUUGAUAUAUGACAGCUUUGAUUUUAAAAGCUGGAUCAUUUUCCUUUUUGUAUUUCUGCUCCUUGUAAAUAUGAUCAAAAACAAGAAUCCUUCCAAUUUCCCGCCAGGACCCUGGCCUCUGCCAUUCCUGGGAACUGUCUUCACUAAGAUGGAUUUUAGGACCAUGGCUAAGUUGGCUGAAGUCUAUGGGAAGGUGUUCAGCUUAAGAGUGGGCAGUGAGAAAAUGGUAAUCAUAUCUGGAUAUAAAAUGGUAAAGGAGUCCCUCAUUACUCAGACUGACAGUUUUGUUGAGCGUCCAAAUGUCCCUCUGUUUCACAAAGUUUUCAAGGCAAUUGGUAUAUCAAUGAGUAAUGGAUACCUGUGGCGGUCGCAUAGGAAGUUCACUGCCUUCCAUUUGCGGAUGUUUGGAGAGGGGAAGAAAAGCCUUGAGCACAGGAUCCAGGAAGAGUGUGUCUUCCUUUGUGAUGCCUUUAAGACAGAAAAGGGACCUUUCAACCCUUUGGCUAUCUUAAACGGUGCUGUCUCAAAUACGGUUGCUUCUUUGAUAUUUGGUCAACGCUUUGAGUAUCAUGAUGAAUGCUACCAAAGUAUCCUGCGUCUUGACACUGAAUGCGUUCAGUUAAUGGGCUCUCCUAGAGCACAGCUGUACAAUGUGUUUCCUCGGCUAUUGGAAUAUUUACCUGGCCCCCACCAGACAAUUUUUUCCAACUAUAAGAAGAUCACAAAUUUCCUGAGAGGAGAAAUCAUUAAACACAGAGAGGACUGGGACUCUUCAAACCCCCGUGACUUAAUAGACAAUUAUCUGACUGAGAUGGAAAAGAAAAAGAGUGACCCCCAGGCUGGUUUUAACAUAGAAGGGUUAGUGAUAACUUGCCUGGAUGUGAUUGAGGCCGGGACAGAGACCACUGCUACUACAUUACGCUGGGGUCUUCUUUUUAUGAUCAAAUAUCCAGAAACACAGAGAAAGGUCCAGGAAGAGAUAGACAGGGUGAUUGGACUGUCGCGUCAACCCUGUUUGGCUGACAGAGUUAAUAUGCCCUACACUGAUGCUGUAAUCCAUGAGAUGCAAAGACUUGGAGAUGUUGUUCCAAUGGGAUUCCCUAAAAAAGCUGUUAAAGACACAACACUAGGAGGAUACUUCAUUCCAAAGGGCACUGCUGUUUCAACAAUCCUGUCUUCAGUCCUGCAUGACCCAAACGAAUGGGAGACACCAGACACCUUUAACCCAGGACACUUCCUGACUGAAAAUGGCCAGUUUCGGAAGAGAAAUGCCUUCAUGCCAUUUUCAUCAGGUAAGCGAGCGUGUGUGGGAGAGCAGCUGGCUCGUCAGGUGCUCUUCCUGUUUUUCACCUCCCUGCUGCAGCAAUUCACCAUCUCCAAAUGUCCAGGAGAGGAACCCAGUUUACUUGGCGAGAUAUGGUUCACAUAUGCUCCUGCUCCCUACCGUAUAUGUGUGUCCUCACGUUAGGACAAAA
Messenger RNA from Carassius carassius (crucian carp), 1506 nucleotides. Its product is annotated as cytochrome P450 2J2-like. Gene Ontology annotation, molecular function: oxidoreductase activity, acting on paired donors, with incorporation or reduction of molecular oxygen, reduced flavin or flavoprotein as one donor, and incorporation of one atom of oxygen; heme binding; iron ion binding. The transcript is spliced from 9 exons. The coding region runs from base 21 to 1499 and encodes 492 amino acids. Lineage: Eukaryota; Metazoa; Chordata; Actinopteri; Cypriniformes; Cyprinidae. Gene Ontology annotation, biological process: xenobiotic metabolic process. The record is from RefSeq and is a predicted model, not a curated record. Gene Ontology annotation, cellular component: intracellular membrane-bounded organelle; cytoplasm.